CGGAUUUUACAGUGGACAAAUCCCCCAACCUGUAGAGCACCCGCCCACGCAGCUAUCCUCACUCGCUCAUGCCAAAAUGAAUUUCGAGAGACCCCUUGAACCCCCUUGUCACUUCCUGCACCCGUAAGGAACCCCCGGGCACAAUGGCGCAUUCCCCCAGGUUCCACCUUUCCCCACUUGAACUCCAACUACUUAACCGACUCGGUCUCCCCCUUUUCCGAAUGUUAGCUCCAUCCCCGGUUGGGUCGCUAUUUUCCUAAAACUUUCCCAUUAUGCCCAAGACUACCGAAACCCUUCGGGGAAUUCGCAAUGGAACGGAUGAGCCGAUGGUGGAUCUCAAACAUAACGGUGCGCAAGAUGACGAUGACAGGGAGCUACAGUUACCCGCUGCCAAACGCCGCAAGUCGACGGAUGAGAGGACGCGGGUGAGCCGAGCUUGCGAUCGAUGCAAAUCGUAGGUCCUUUUUAUUCAUACCAAGAGAGUAAGAGUGCAUGAACAUUGUGUAUAUUCUCCUGUUUGAAAAGUCUAUGG
Pseudomassariella vexata is the source of this 532-nucleotide messenger RNA. RefSeq lists its product as uncharacterized. The coding region runs from base 273 to 458 and encodes 61 amino acids. The record is from RefSeq and is a predicted model, not a curated record. The transcript has a single exon. Lineage: Eukaryota; Fungi; Ascomycota; Sordariomycetes; Amphisphaeriales; Pseudomassariaceae.